AUUAUUUUAAAAGACGACCUUUACUGAUGCAAGUGAAGGUUUCAAAGUGUAACUAUUGCGUCCUUCGAACUUAUUGGCAAGCUGAAAAAGUGCAAGGUGCGCGUCACGUAACCAAAAGUCAUGCCGAGUUCUACUGAGGACAUCACUACCAGAGCAAUCCAACCGGAAAUGCCAUUCUGAGCACAUCAGCAGUUGUGAAACAGUGGUGAGGGAGAUGAAUGGCCAGGCCUGCAACCUCAUGGUGUCACCGUCCGGCAUGCCCCAGUCCCUGGGAGCCAUCACCGGGCAGCAGGUACCCCAUAUCAGAGUCCAUGCUGGCGGCUGCGGUUCCCCGCCCCACCGUGCCAACCCGACCCCUGGCUCCAGGGCAAGCGCCAGCGGCGCUCUUUGCACUCAGUCACCUGUGAAUUCUAUCACCCUCCCAGCCUUAAGUCUCCGCAGACAAGUGCUGACCAACGGUAAACACCACGGCAACGUUCUCAAUGGACCACCACCUUCAUCGCAGCACCAUGCACCAUCCCUCCCUCUCCAACCGGCCACAUCCACAUCCAAACAGUGCCUCAAAUCCACCGGCUCCAACAGCGGCCACAGAGGUUACCCUGUCUUGGGGCAGAACAGAAAACUGCUGGGGCAGUACGGUGGUAAAAACUUACAGGUGACCAAUAGUGCCAUGAUAGUCCAGAGUCUUGACCCUGUUUCUCCAGCAACCAUUCAGACUAAUGUAUCGGGUCCGGCUGCCCCGUAUCAUGCUCCUCAUUCUCUGGGCCUCGUCGUCCCCUUUACAGAUGCCAGGUCUUUGCUCUCUAGAGAAUCCUUGGCCUCCACAACCCUCAGCGUCGCAGAGACCCAAUCAGUGCGAAGCAGCAAGUUGGACUGGCCUUAUGGGUAUCGCGUGCUGCCCCCUCUGUGCCCGCAGCAGAACUCAAAUCAGCCAGCGGAGGCCUCUGAUCUUCUGAGUCUUCCUCCAGGCACUGCCAUGUCCGGAGCCACCAACGUCUCUAACUCCGCCUCGCUUCCCUCCUAUCUGUUCACUGGGGACGCCGGCAGUCCCCGUCAUUCCUCCCGCUCCAAAAAAAGAGCGCUGUCCAUGUCGCCUCUGUCCGACGGCAUAGGCAUAGACUUCAACUCCAUCAUCCGCACGUCGCCCACCUCCCUGGUGGCCUACAUCAACGGUGCUCGAACCUCGCCCGCCUCCCACCCUGCCCUCUCCCCCCUGCAGUCAGACGUCUGCGGGCACCUCCUGGGCGUGAGAGGGAGCUGCAUCUUCCAACCCAGUCACAGCCAACACACUUCUAAGGUCGGCUACACGCCGGCCCUGAUGUCAAGCGGCGAUCCUCAGCCCGAGACAGAGAACCUUCGCAUGCGGAGGCUGGAGGAGGAGAGUGGGCUGGAAGGCCAGCCGAGCAACCUGGUGGUGGAGCAACAGCUUCUGCCGGCAGAGGGAAGCACAGUUGACAGGGCAGCGGAGGACCGAAGCGCCCUCGACAGUGGCCUGUCUCCAUCUAUACAGCUCCAGCUCCAACUGUCCGCUAUCAUCAGGACACCAACUCCUCCACUCAGGGGUCCUCCACCACCCUACCACUCUCACCAGCACGUACGAAGGCCCCAUAAUGACUUCUUUGGACAAAGUGAGAGUCCUAUGUGCCAGGUGUCCCUACCCCAUGUGGACAAUGUUUAUUCCCUUCCUCUGGCUCUAUGUCCUAUGCCAGAAGAGGACGAGGGCGAACUUGACGACUGUAAUGGAGGGUACUGCUGCCACUGGCUGGACUGCAGCGCAAUUUACAAUCACCAAGAGGAGCUGGUGAAGCACAUUGAGAAGCUGCAUGUCGACCAGCGCAAGGGCGAGGACUUCACCUGUUUCUGGACGGGUUGUCCACGGAAACACAAGCCUUUCAACGCCCGCUACAAACUGCUCAUUCACAUGAGGGUGCACUCCGGGGAGAAACCCAACAAAUGCUCGGUAUGUGGAGUUCAAGCAGAUUUUGAGGGUUGCCAAAAGGCGUUCUCUCGAUUGGAGAAUUUGAAAAUCCACCUUCGGAGUCACACAGGAGAGAAACCUUACCUCUGUCAGCACCCAGGAUGCCAGAAAGCCUUCAGUAACUCCAGUGACCGCGCAAAACAUCAGCGCACCCACCUCGACACAAAACCCUACGCGUGUCAGAUUCAGGGCUGCACAAAGCGCUACACAGACCCCAGCUCCCUUCGCAAGCAUGUGAAAUCACACUCCUCAAAGGAACAGCAAGCCAGGAAAAAGUUAAGGCCCAAUACAGAACUAAACCAAGACGAACUGUCAGACUGCCUAACAAUUCAACCCCUGCAGCCAAGCCUUUCACCUCUGGAUUUGAUUGACAGCAAAUUGUGCCAAUCCCCUGGUACCAACAGCAGCAUAAAUACAGAUGUCUUCUCUAUCAACCAGUCUAGCCAUGCCAGCAGUGUAGCUGGCUCCUUGCAUCUCGCUCAUCAUUCUCCUAAUGACCUCCUGCUACCUCUGCUUCCCCAUCUGCACGAAACCAACAGAUUCGUUACUCCCUUGCCCCAGCACAGAGGCUCUGCUUCAUCUCGCUUCCCAGCUCCUCAAUCUCAGCUUACCACAAGACUCACGGUUCCACCCCAAAAGACCUGUGGCAAAGCGCUAAGUCACUCCACACCCAGUCCACUCACAUCCAACCCAAUACUUCAGCAAGGUUUCUCCGGUCAUAUUCAGUCACCGUGCUUGUAUAAUGACAGUGACUCACCCAGGACAACGAAUCAGGUACCCCCGUGUUCCAUAAUGCAGAUUCCUACGUUUGAGCACAGUCUGGCCCCCACAGUCACAACACAGCACGACCCAGAUCGCGUUCCCAGACCGCUGUCGGGAAUCACAGAGGUGUACAAUCAUCAGAGUGGAUCACAGGCUUUCCUGACAGACCAGGGAAACACCAUGUCGGAGGACAACUAUCUCCACAUUAGCGCCUUGGAUCGGGGCUCGAGCCAGCUCUCAUGUGUCUAUGCCGAAGGAUGACAUUCAGCCUGUCCAUCCCACAAUGAGUUCACACUUGUUUUCUCAAAUUGUCUCUAAGCAAUGCCUCUGUUUUCUUUGUACUGUCAAAAUAACUGUUUAUUUGUUACAUCAUUCAGUGUUUCUCCUC
Molecule: messenger RNA, 3128 nt
Organism: Chanos chanos (milkfish)
Lineage: Eukaryota; Metazoa; Chordata; Actinopteri; Gonorynchiformes; Chanidae
Gene: glis3
Product: GLIS family zinc finger 3
Exons: 12
Coding region: 215-3001 (928 amino acids)
Biological process (GO): regulation of transcription by RNA polymerase II
Cellular component (GO): nucleus
Molecular function (GO): RNA polymerase II cis-regulatory region sequence-specific DNA binding; DNA-binding transcription factor activity, RNA polymerase II-specific
Source: RefSeq, a predicted model, not a curated record